Messenger RNA from Closterium sp. Yama58-4, 5043 nucleotides. Lineage: Eukaryota; Viridiplantae; Streptophyta; Zygnematophyceae; Desmidiales; Closteriaceae. The record is from the annotation of a GenBank genome assembly.
AUGGCGACGCCAACAGCAGCGCGGGACAUGGAGGAGCGGCUGGCGGAGAUGGCGGGCGGCGUGGGGGAUCGUAUGGCGGCGUUGGAGGCGCAGCUGAGGGAGCAGGGCGACGCCAUGGCUGCCAUGCAGCGCGACAUGGGCGCAAUGCGCCAAGCCAUGGCCCACCUCAUGGGUAUGGCGGCGACGGGCGCUCUGGGGGAGCAGGGUGAGGGGGCAGGAGCGGGAAAAGGGAGUGCAUUGGGAGAGGCAGCGGAGGGCAUUGGCGCACAGCUGCUGGCAUGCGCGGAGGAAAACCUUUUCCCUGCGUUUGAAGCGGAGGGAGCGGAUGGAGCGGAGGAAGCGGAGGAAGCGGAGGAAGCGCCGGAGCAAGUGGCGCAGGUGGAAGCGGCGAGGUGGGAGGUGCAGGAGGCGUCGGGUGAGAUGCCCGGCGGGGAGAUGGGGGCGCUGAAGGCGGAAGUUGCGCGGCUGAGGGGAGCGGCGAAGCGGCAUGAGGAGUACACAGAGGGGCGCAUCAACGACCUGGAAGCGGAAGUCGCAGCGCUGAAGGACUGGCGCAGCUCGUGGGAGCAAAUGGGGGCGGAGAGACGGGAUGCGAAGAGGCGGAAGAGGGGUGAAGGUGGCGCGCUUCUAGAAAAGCGGGAUGACGUCGAAAGGGAGGGCGAGGCGCAGAGGGAUGCAGCGUGCGCUGGGGGAGGAAAGACAUGGGAGGUGAAACCUCACGUAUGCACCCUUAGCUCUCCGUCCUGCCCUCCUUCCUGCUCCUGCCAUCUCCCUGCACAUUUGACCUUACUGCCCUCCUUCCUUCUCUCCUUCCUUCUCUCCUUCCUUCUCUCCUUCCUUCUCUCCUUCCUUCUCUCCUUCCUUCUCUCCUUCCUGCCCUCCUUCCUUCUCUCCUUCCUUCUCUCCUUCCUGCCCUCCUUCCUUCUCUCCUUCCUUCUCUCCUUCCUGCCCUCCUUCCUUCUCUCUUUCCUUCUCUCCUUCCUGCCCUCCUUCCUGCCCUCCUUCCUGCUCUCCUUCCUGCCCUUCUUCCUGCCCUCCUUCCUGCUCUCCUUCCUGCUCUCCUUCCUGCCCUCCUUCCUGCUCUCCUUCCUGCCCUCCGUGGCUGCAGGCACUGCUACGACUGUGGAGCAAAACUCCGUCGGCUUCACUGAAGCGGGGGUGCGAGGGCUCUCCUCGCUCACGGGCCUCACACAUCUGAAUCUACGGGGUACAGCCACAACAGACACAGCGCUUGAAGGCGUUGCCAGGCUGGAGAAGCUUCAAGACCUUAUUCUUGACCGGACCAAGAUAACCGACGCAGGAAUCAUGAAGCUGCAGGGGUUAUCUGCGCUCACGACUCUGUUCCUAGGCGGUUUGAAGGUCACGUCUGCCAGCAUGGCGCAUGUGGGCAAGUUGACAUCGCUGGAACGUCUCACACUGCAUGGCACUGACGUGAGGGAGGACGGGCUGGAGCGCUUGACUGCUCUCACUGCGCUGAAGCUUCUCACUGUGCCUCCAGGAGUGACUGAUUCCGGCAUGAUGCUGCUGCGGAACAUGAAACACUUGGAGACGCUGGGGCUCUGGAAUGCUGAAAUCACUCCCGGUGGUGUGAAAUGGCUCAUCGGGCUGAAUGCGUUGGAGAUGCGGCGGGACAUGCGGGUGGACCUAUGCAUGCAUGCGGCGGAAGACCUUAUAUCGUCGCUGGCGAGGCUGGGAGUGGUGGUCCCGAGGCAACCCGCCCCCAGGGUCGCGAAGCAUGGGGCGGUAGUCGAUUCAGGUGCGGAGGAUGGCAACACGCAGCUAACACGGAUGCAGGUGGAGCACUACAGUAUGAAGCGGGACUUGACGAUCUGGAAGGCAGCUGUCACAGCUGUUGGAGCGGCCAUGGGGUACAGUGUCGAUCAGCUCAUUGCUGGAGCUGCCCACGUCCUGCAGCAGCAGGCUUCUGAUGGGGAAGCGGCGACACCUGGGUGCAGUGGGUCCACUGCACCGUCCACGCCCAACCCACGUGCAGGCGCGCGGGCAGGAGCCCCCGACAGCCCCGGUUCCAAAGGAGACCCUUCUGUGAGUGUUGGCCAGGGUGGUGCUGGCACCACAAAUGUCGAUCUAGGGGUGGUACAUCCCUGCCCGUCCCCGCUGCCCGUGCCGGCGAAGCCGUUGUGGUCGCAGAAGGCAGCCCCGGUGUGUGUGCCCUUCACACAUGAGGCAGCGCAUACGGUCGUUCAACCAGGUGGGACGAAGCCCGUGGUAUUGGCUAUGCCGGCAAAGAGGAAACGAGACGACACUCCUUCGCCCGGGAGUGAUGCUGAGGGCGCCAUCCCCGCUAGCAAAAGCAAGGGUAAUGGACAGGGUCGGAGCUCCAAAUGGAAGGGUGUGCGGAAAGAGAAACGGGGGAGGUGGAGCGCUAAGAUACUGUUCUGGGAGAAGGAUAAGCCCAAGCGCACCCAGAUGAGGCUGGGUGCGUACAACAAGGAAUUGGAGGCAGCCACUGCGUAUGCAGCAGCUGUGCACGUGGUCAAGGAGGGGCGACGUGUGUCAGGGACAGUGGAGCUGUCGGAUGAGGAGAGGGGGCUGCUGAAGGGGUGCACAUUGUCCGCAGUCAAGAGGCUGGUAAGGGGCAGACAGUGGUUUCGAUGGACAGAGUGGGAGACGGCACUGGCGGACUGUCCGGAGGAGGACUCAGGCGGGGAGGGGGAAACGCACUCCGAUUCACAGGAUGAUCAGGCGGCGGAUGCGCAUGGAGGCGCCGCCAAGGAGGUGGAUACGAAGAUUGAGAUGGGCGGGGUGAAGAAGGGUGUUCCUGAGGCGCAGGUUGGGAGGGGAACGCCGAAUGAGCUCAAUGAGGAGGAGGCGGAUACACUGGACGGAGUGGCAGAACAGGGGGUGGCUAGUGCGGCACAGGGAGCAUCGCAAGUGACGCCGCAGGCGGCGGUUUUGUCAAGCGUCGGCGCAGGAGAUGAGGAUGUCGGCAGCGACGGGGGAGGCGAGGAUGUUCCUGUCCGCUCCAAAGCGGUCGCGUCGGUUAUGGCGGACGAGAACCCGGCCGCGCACGACACGGCGGCGAAGGCGCCGAGGCCUUCGGUGCCGGACAACCCUUUCGUGGCGAUGCCGAGCGUGUCAGGGCAGCCGGCAAGUGGUUCUCGGCGUGAGGAGACGUCAACUAACGACAACGUCGUCAUUAGCCGCGCCGAGCUCGAGGCCCUGAAGGCGGCCAGAGACGACGGCGAACGGCGGAUUGCGCGCCUGGAGGCGUUGCUGCUGUCCGCACAGGAUCCCAGGACGCAUAACAAGAGGCAGAGAUGCUCCGAGGACGCUUCAUCCGCGGAGGGGGAUGAUGUGGAGGCGGAAGCGGAGCACGCGCCGGUCCGCCGUGUGCGCAAGAGGCGCCAUAUGAUAGAGGCGAGCUCUCCCAUACUCCAGGAGGCAUUUGACUUCAAGCCGGCGGGCAAGGCGUGGAAGGUGAGGGUCCAUUGUCUCAUGCGGUUGCUCUGGCAGAAGCACUGCGACUUUGUGCGGGAGUACCUGUUUAUCGAGCGGGGAAAUGAUGCUAUGACAUUCUACCCCAGCAGCUACGACAAGACACUGGGGUUAUGCUGGGUCACGCCACGGCUGACGCUGAAGUUUGCUGCUGUCGCGUUGGCGGCAGACAAAGGGCGACGCGAUGACUUGAACAAGAGUCUGAGCCAGUGGAAGACGGAGGUUGCAGGCCGUGUACGAGACAUUGCGCUGCCGCGCAUUGGACUGUGGCGCGACGAGCGGGAUGCGAAGAGUCCGUGGAGACGCAAGGAGGCCAGGGAGGCCGCGGAGGUGCGGAUUCGCUAUCGCGUUCUGGACGACGUCAACGAGGAUCUAACACUGUCAACCUGGAGCGAGAGCAAGACCGGGAUGAUUUUUGCUAGUGGGGCAUUCACCGCGUGCGCCGCCACCGCAUUCCGGCCAAAGAAGGUCACAGGGACAGUGAAUGUGAAGCUGUACCAGUUGGCGUGGCUCGAGCACGUGGUGACGGACACCAUCCUGAACUGGGACAAGCGCAAGGGGCGUCUGUCAAAUUCAGCAGGCGGCAACGCGCAGGUGGUGAACGGGCUGCAGGAGGUAGCCGCUGCGGCAGUGGCUCAAGCGAUCCAGGAUUUCAAGCCAACGUACGAUGCAGACGAGGCGGCGUGGGUGUGGGGGGAACAUGGGUUGAUGCUGUCGUCGGAUGGGCUUGAGCACCUGGUUCCCGGCCGGUAUGCGCAUAGGGCUCCAGUGGCUGAUGAUAGAGCAUCAGUUUCCCUGCACACAGGGCUCGGGCAUGCACCUCCGUUCCAGUGGCUCCCAUCGCGCAUGCGGUGGUGUUCAGUGGCGGUAUGCGAUAGGCCGUUGCUGGGUCUGGGGCGUCGCGCGAUUGGUCCACGAGGGCUUCCGCGAUGCAACUGCAUUGGUGGGCGAAGUGGGGUUACUAGGGGGUGGGCCAGUCUGUAUUCAACACUUGCGCGCGCACGAGUGGUGUACGUUUCGGCAGGCAACCGUACCGGGCAUGCUGUGCCACCGUUUCAUUGUGCCACGGUGGCGCCACAUUUCACUCGCAUUUCUGCAACUGUUGUCCAUCACUGCGAAGUUGCAAAACCAAAGUAUCCGCCGAGUUACUUUUCUGCAACUUUUCAGCAGCCUACUGGCAAGUCCUUUUUCGCGAUGGCGGCGGAGGUGGCGGAAGUGAAGGCGACGGCGGCGCACUCGGAGGCGCGCAUCAACGACGCCGAGCUGGCGCUCGCCGCGCUCACGAACAGCAAGACGGGGGAGCGCCGCGACGAGCGCGAUGAGGGCGGCGCGAGGAAGAAGCGGAAGCCAGAGGAGUCGCCGGGGAAGGAGGGGGAGAUGGCUGGUGCUGCUGUGGGCACCGAGCAUAAGCUUGCUGUUGGAGGUAGUGCGGCUGAAGGAAAGCUGGAUGAGGCGGAAAGCGAGAGCGAGGAGGAGUGGGGGGCGAAUGGCGAGGAAGAUUUCGACGCGGAGGCUGAGCUGCAGGAGCUGUGUAACCGCGUGGUGGCACUGGAGAAGGAUGCCAAGACAUGGGAGGUGAGUGCUUGA